This is a messenger RNA of Necator americanus (New World hookworm), 906 nucleotides long. RefSeq lists its product as uncharacterized. The record is from RefSeq and is a predicted model, not a curated record. Gene Ontology annotation, molecular function: lipid binding. The transcript has 10 exons. Gene Ontology annotation, biological process: lipoprotein metabolic process; lipid transport. Lineage: Eukaryota; Metazoa; Nematoda; Chromadorea; Rhabditida; Ancylostomatidae. Gene Ontology annotation, cellular component: membrane; extracellular region. The coding region runs from base 1 to 906 and encodes 301 amino acids.
AUGACGGAACGAUGUCGCCUUAAACUGCUGCCACUCGAUGAUCAGGGAGUUCCGCGAUACGAUGACCAGACGGGAGAAGUGAUGAUACCAGAAGACGAUUUUCUUCUUUACAAAGGAAUAUGCGACAAAACGAUGAUUCUUCUGGACAACUGGAUUGAGAACAGAGAAAAUGCUGAACAUGGAUUGCUUAAGAUAGCAGAAGAGCUUGACCGUUGGGAACUUGGCAGCAACAUCUCUACAACAGCUGGCUCUAUUGCUGGAAUUGCUGGAGGCGCUGCGGUUAUUGCUGGAGUCCUUGUUAUGCCACCAGUUGCCGUGGCAGGAUUGAUUGUUGGUGGGGCCGCAGCAGCUUCAAACCUGUCCACUGGUAUCCUUAAAAUGCGCAACACCAAGAAAAAUGUAGUAAAUGCUAUGAAAAUGCUCGAAUACGACAAAAAACUAACUGAAAAUCUAGCAAAUGGCAUCGCCUUGAUUGAAGAGACCGAAGCAUCACUUUUGACGAAGAACUAUGUGGGAAUUGAAGAAAGACUCGGAAGUCGCCCAAGCCGUGAAACUCUGUUAUCAGGAGUUGGUAUUGGAGCCGUUUCGGUUGCGGGUGGAGCUGCUCGUCUCCUUCUCAAAGAGACGGCAGUUAUCCAGUCGGCUGCUCUGAAGGGAGCUGUCCACGCAGCUGCAGGCAUAGGAAUCGCAAUUGAUGCGCUAACAGCUGUACUGAGCAUAAAGGGAUUAGUGGAUGGUUCCCAUUCGGAAGUGGCAAAAAAGCUGCGGGUCGCAGCUGAAAAACUGAAGGAGAGUCGCGAAGAAAUCACGCGCCGCAUGCUCAUGGAUUAUUUGACAUACAUUAGCGGUGUAGAGGUAUCAGGUAUCAGGUCAUUCAAUCAAUUCUUUUAUCAGCCCACUCCUUGA